GAUCUGUGACCAAGUUCAGUUUGAACAAAAACAAAGCUUAUGUGUUAUUUGUCAAUUUUCUAACACGAAAUUUCUGAAUAUUUGCAAUAUUAUCAAUUAAUUUGUUUAGUUUAUUUAUAAGUUUUUGAAAAAUGACAACAGCAGCUCGUCCAACAUUCGAUCCAGCUAGAGGCGGACAAGGUCGUGGUGAAAAAGAUUUAAGUGCACUCUCGAAACAAUACAGUUCUCGUGAUCUUCCUUCUCACACUAAAUUAAAAUACAGAGAACAUGGACAGAAUUCGGCCUCUGAGCUUAGAAAUAAAGAUUUUCGCAAAGAAUUGGAAGAUCGAGAAAAGGAACGUGACAAGGAUAAGACGUCGAAUCGUCGUAUGAUUGAACCUGAAAGAAGUUCAGCGCCUUCAAAUAAACGGCAAAAAGUGGAUCAAGUUCCUGCAGCAAGUCUCGAUGCUGAUGAUCCUUUAGAUGAAAAUGAAUCUGAUUCUGAUAGUGACGAUGACGAUACUGCUGCUCUUAUGGCAGAAUUACAACGAAUUCAAAGAGAACGGGCAGCUGAGCAAGAGAAAAAGGAAUUGGAGAAAAGACAAGAAGAAGAAAGAAUACGAAUGGAAAAUAUUCUUUCUGGAAAUCCUCUUUUAAAUUACUCAUCGCAGGCAAGUCGUUCUGAUUUAAAAGUAAGACGCCGAUGGGACGACGAUGUUGUAUUCAAAAAUUGUGCACGAUCCGAGCCAAAAAAGAAGCACGAAGUUUUCAUUAAUGAUUCCCUACGAAGUGAAUUUCAUCGAAAAUUUAUGGACAAGUACGUUAAAUAAUUAAUUAGAUUAUUAUUAUUAUUAUUAUUAAUU
Molecule: messenger RNA, 842 nt
Organism: Leptopilina boulardi
Lineage: Eukaryota; Metazoa; Arthropoda; Insecta; Hymenoptera; Figitidae
Gene: c12.1
Product: spliceosome-associated protein CWC15 homolog
Exons: 3
Coding region: 132-809 (225 amino acids)
Biological process (GO): mRNA cis splicing, via spliceosome
Cellular component (GO): catalytic step 2 spliceosome
Molecular function (GO): RNA binding
Source: RefSeq, a predicted model, not a curated record